AUGUCUACCCUCAGCGGGCCGUCAACGCUUGGUCGCCUCGGUAGUGAAACACACUUUAUUCCUCAUGAUGGCAUCGAUGUGCGAGCUCUCACUUUUGGACAUGAGCAACCAGGACACCAAACCUCAUCCACCCGCUACGGCUCUUCUGAGCCCAUGGAAGUCUCUCUGGUCUCACAAUCCCAGAAGCAGAAGCUAGAUCACGUCAAACCUGAACCUUUGAGUGGACAACCAUCGGACAUUGAGAGGAUUCUAGCAACCCUUUCUCCAAAAACAGUACAAACCACCCGCUCCAAAGCUGAUCUCUCCUCUGGACCGUCCCAGCUCACCCCGAUUCUGAAACCACUGCCAGUUCCAUACCUCGCAGAUCCUCAUCUGCCCUACGGCCAGGAAGAUAACACAGGGGAGUUGCGUCGACUUAAGCAAGAGCUGCUGGCUGCGAACUCAAAGAUAGCUUUGCAGGAGCAGGAGCUUGCGCAAACUCGUGUGAUAAAACAUACGCUAGACCAAGCCCUUGGUCCCCCAUCCGAGGCAGACUUCAGCAGUCGUGAGACCAGAGAACAAAACAUUGGUCCCCUGCAGAACGUUUUCAACGGACCCAACUCUGCUUUCCGUCAAUUCCAAAACUCUUGGGCUGGUCAAGACGACUCACUGUCUGACAUUUCAGACCCGUUGUCUGCAGGGUCCUACGGUGGAUCUCGCGGGCCGUGGGCCCGCCAUGAGCUUUCCCUCGAUAGGGACUACAAUGUGCCUCUUUUGGCCUCUAACAAUUCCGCAAGCCAGGAUCCUAGCCGAUUCUGGGGCUCUUCAGGUAUCUAUCCUCCGUUCACGGGACCCUCAUCUUUGCAACCUCAGAGAAUACUCUCGGGACCUUCGGCCAGUCCAUGUGGGUUCUACUCGCGACCCAUGGGUGACCAGGCGCAGUUUCUCACAAGCUCAAUUCCUGCGCCUCGUCGGUCCAACAAUCAAUGCAGCCGAGGCGGGUCUCUGUUUCCAGCCCAGUCCGCUACUUGGAUUGAUUUCUCUCCUGCGUCUUCGAGUGACCAGACCCCGAAGUCACCUCCAUCGCCGGUAAAGAGACCUCUCAGUGCCUUUCAACAUGCCGGCCUUUACCCGGUGCAUUCUUACCACCCUAGGCCAAUUGGAAGCCCUCUUUCUCCUACUGCCAGUGAGUUCACAGGCUCCAGUGCCAAUGAUAGCUCUUGGUCCACUUCCGCGAUGAGCGGUAAUUACAUCCAGACAUACGUGCCGCCGCUUGAGCCUCUCAACUACCGACGGCUCCUUGACAAGAAUGUGUCGUGUGAUUGGAAAUAUAUUGUGGAUAAGAUAGUUUGCAGUAACGACCAACAAGCUUCGAUCUUCUUGCAACAAAAACUGAAAGUUGGCACAACCGAACAGAAGUAUGAUAUCAUUGAAGCCAUAGUUCACCAAGCCUACCCACUCAUGGUCAAUCGCUUUGGAAAUUUCCUUGUUCAACGCUGCUUUGAGCAUGGAACCCCGGAGCAAGUUGUUGCCAUCGCCAAUGCAAUCAGAGGCAAUACGCUGAAUUUGAGCAUGGAUCCGUUCGGCUGCCAUGUGAUCCAAAAGGCUUUUGACUGUGUUCCAGAAGAGCAUAAAGCCGUCAUGGUGCAUGAACUUCUUCGCAGAAUCCCCGAGACAGUGAUCCAUCGUUACGCCUGUCAUGUUUGGCAAAAGCUUUUCGAGCUUCGGUGGGACGGCGAGCCUCCGCAGGUAAUGAUCAAAGUAAACGAGGCAUUACAGGGGAUGUGGCACGAGGUUGCUCUGGGAGAGACUGGAAGUUUGGUGGUUCAAAACAUCUUUGAAAAUUGUGUGGAGGAUGAAAAGCGACCGGCAAUUGAAGAAGUGCUGGCAAAGACUGAUGUACUCGCUCAUGGGCAGUUCGGAAAUUGGUGCAUUCAGCACAUCUGUGAGCAUGGUGAUCCCCAUGACAAGAGCCGUGCUGUGGAGCAUGUUCUCCACUGGGCUGUCGAUUACAGUAUGGAUCAAUUUGCGUCUAAGAUAGUAGAAAAGUGUCUCAAGAUCGGCGGGACGGAGUUUAUGGACCGGUAUCUCACUCGCGUCUGUAUCGGGCGCUCUGACCGACCUCGCAUGCCGUUAAUUGAUAUAGCGGGUGAUCAAUAUGGCAAUUAUCUUAUCCAAUGGAUUUUGAUGAAUGCUCCGUCUCACCAACGAGAGGUUGUGGCCAGUCAUAUCAGAAAACACAUGGUUUCCCUUCGUGGAUCCAAGUUCGGCUCCCGCGUGGCUAUGCUUUGCUGUAACCCGUCUCAUGCUACACGCCCAGGUCCCGGUGCCGGUAUGCACAUCGGUCGCUUCAACAACUUCAAUGAAGAGAAGUUCUCUACCACAAGCCAGUCCAGUGGUCGAUUCGGCCGUGGACAACAAUGGGGUCCCAAUUAUGCACUCAUCAAUUAA
Molecule: messenger RNA, 2430 nt
Organism: Penicillium antarcticum
Lineage: Eukaryota; Fungi; Ascomycota; Eurotiomycetes; Eurotiales; Aspergillaceae
Product: pumilio/puf RNA-binding domain-containing protein
Exons: 7
Coding region: 1-2430 (809 amino acids)
Biological process (GO): post-transcriptional regulation of gene expression
Cellular component (GO): cytoplasm
Molecular function (GO): mRNA 3'-UTR binding
Source: RefSeq, a predicted model, not a curated record